CGGCUCGGCCCCGCCCGCGGCGCCCGGCGGAGCUGUUCAGCGCCCGGUGCUGAGCCGGCUCCCGGAGCCUCCGGCGCCGCUCCCUGCCCGCCGCUCGCAUGGCUCCGGAGCUUUGAGCUCCCCGCCCGCCCGCCGUGGAUGCUGCAGCUGCAGGCGGCCCCGGCUCCGCGGCAGAUUUUCUCUUUGCCUCUGGAGUGUUUCGUUAUGGCAGCCUCCAGUGAACAAUGACAUCCUUUGACAAAUACAAAUGCCAAAAAGCCAAACAAAAACAGUGGCCUUCUUUUCUUUUUACUCCAACACAGUGAAAUGGUGCUCUUACAGUUUUCUUAUUGACUCUUACUGGAAGAAACAAACUCCUGACUGGACCUUGUUUCCCCAACCCUCUACCAGUGUUAUUAUGGAUGCUUGACACAGUGACAUCAUGUAGUAGGCCCUGAAGUGUUGUCAUAAUUAAGUUGCAAUGGUUUUAUACACUUCCCCAUUUCCCAACAGCUUUCUGUCAGUUCUGCAUUCCUUUUCCUGGGGCCUAAUUUUCCCAUGUUAUUGGUUUGCAGAUAGGCUUGUGGCCUCUUUUGUUCCAACCACCUAUGAAAAACGUCAAAGAGCAGAUGAUCCGUGCUAUUUUCAUGCACUUUGCAUCAUUAUUACCACUCCCAUCUACUUGGCGCUGUUGGUAGCCUCUCUUCCUUUUGCUCUGAUAGGUUUCUUGUUGUGGUCCCCGCUCCAGUCAGCCAGGAGGCCAUACAUCUACUCCAGACUAGAAGAUAAGAGCCAUGCCAAUGGAGCCCCACUGCUCACUGAAUGGAAGGCUGCAGGGAAUGGGAAAAGCUUCUGCUUUGGCAGUGCCAAUGUUUGCCUGCUGCCAGAUUCUUUGGCAAGAUUUAAUAAUGUUUUCAAUACACAGGCUAGGGCUAAGGAGAUUGGCCGGAGGAUCCGAAAUGGGGCAAGCAGACCACAGAUCAAAAUAUAUAUAGAUUCUCCUACCAACACGUCCAUCAGUGCAGCAAGUUUUAGCAGCUUGGUUUCCCCCCAGGGUGGAGAUAGCACUAAUCGUACUGUUAAUGUUGGCAUCAAAAGGACAACAUCAAUGGAGUAUAAAGGAGACAACUCUGGCUCGAACAACAGUGAGGAUAGCAGAGAAGAUAAGGGUGGAAAUGGAGAGCCAAAUGAAGGAGAGGAAAACACCUGCAUCGUCCGCAUAAACGGAGAGGAUAACGGCCACAUGUCAGACAUAGAAACAGAUACCGUCAAUGGGCAGGCUAACGCUAGUGGCCCUGCAGAGCACUCGCUGGAAGGUGACGCAGAGAUCUCAAAAACACCUAACCACAAACAGAAGGAAGGAGAUUCUGGGAGCUUAGACAGCUACUCAGCCUCAAGAGAGUCACUAGUUAAGGUUCGUGUUGGAGACGGCACAGUGGACCAAAGCACUGUUAACAACAAGCUCCUCUACAAGGCUUCGGUCAUGAAGAAGACUUCAGUGCGGAAAAAGAAACAUACGGAUGAGACCUUUGAUCAUGAGAUCUCUGCUUUCUUCCCUGCCAACUUGGACUUUCUGUGUUUGCAGGAAGUGUUUGACAAAAGAGCUGCAGAGAAAUUGAAAGAGCAGCUUCAUCACUAUUUUGAAUACAUUGUCUAUGAUGUUGGGGUCUACAGUUGCCAUGCCUGCUGUAGCUUUAAGUUUGUGAACAGUGGUCUCCUUUUUGCCAGCCGCUAUCCUGUUAUGGAUGCUGCCUAUCACUGUUACCCCAAUGGAAAAGGAACGGACUCCUUGGCUUCCAAGGGAGCCUUGUUUCUCAAGGUGCAAGUGGGAAGUACACCUCAGGACCAAAGAAUUGUGGGAUACAUUUCCUGCACUCACUUGCAAGCUAUUGCAGGAGACACUACUGUUCGGUGUGAGCAACUGGAUAUGCUUCAAGAUUGGCUGUCUGAAUUCAGAAAAUCUACCUCCUCCUCCAGCACAGCCAAUCCAGAGGAGCUGGUGGCUUUUGAUGUAAUCUGUGGAGAUCUCAAUUUCGAUAACUGCUCCUCUGACGACAAGCUGGAGCAACAGCAUUCUCUGUUUACACACUACAAAGACCCAUGUCGAAUUGGUCCUGGAGAGGAUAAACCAUGGGCAAUCGGUACCUUGCUGGAUCCUGAAGGAUUAUAUGAUGAUGAAGUGUGCACUCCAGAUAACCUACAGAAGGUGCUGGAAAGUGAAGAAGGAAGGAAAGGAUACUUAGUCUAUCCCACCAGCAAGAACCACAAUUCCAGUCAAAAGGGGAGGAAGGCUUCAUUGAAAGGAAACGGGAGGAGGAUUGAUUAUAUGCUUUAUACAGAAGAAGGUCUCUACCUGGAAUGGAAAGUGGAAGUGGAAGAGUUCAGCUUUAUUACCCAGCUAGCAGGCUUGACAGACCACCUACCAGUAGCAAUGCGUCUCAUGGUGUCUACGGGAGAAGAUGACCCUUAAAACUGACCAGCUUUGAGAGCUUAGAAGAGGGAAACAUUAAUGAUAUUAAGAAAAUAUCGCAAGUUAAGAAUGAACUAUUCUGGUGCCACGUUAGGAAAGAUGACCAGACCUGACCCAGGCUACUCCCCAGAACGUACCAACAAUGGAGGAUACAAAAAGGGAAGAAAUUGAAGGGGUUGUGGCCAAAAGCCACUGUCACAGGUUGCUCAGGCAACAGGGCAGGCCUGUACUACAAUGCUUUCACUGUGGACUGAACGGAACCAAGAUGGAAGUCCUAAUUCCUUCUGAACCAGUGCCAUUCUUACUAAAACAUGUUUUUAUACUAAUAUAUAGCACAAUUUAGUUUGUAAUUAGUCUGUGAGUUAGUGCUGCUCAAUGUUUUUUUGCAUAAUUUCUUUGUAUAACUACGAAGCUAAAGCUUUUUUUCUUUUCUUUAGCCUGUUGAAGUUGUAGUAGCGUGCUUGCAUCAGUAGCAUGCGCCCGCACUGCAUGCCACUCUGAGAUAAACUAGUCAGUAAGAUACCAUGGGGAAUAUCAGAAUGGAAGUUAAUUCAAAAAUCAGAUACCAGCCAAAGCAAGGCAUUCUGGCACUGGUAAACCCUUCUGUCAUAACACAAAGAUCUUAAAGCAAACAAAAACUGUUUGAUUUGUAGAACAGUAGUCUCCUCUCCAAUUUAAGGGUAUUUUAAAAAAAAGAUCUGACUUAAGGCAUUAAGAACACAGUUGUACCACCCUUCUUCCAGCUGUGAUGCCACUGAAAUUGUGUUUUGUCCGAAUAACAACUCCAGAAUUGGGCCUUUAGUUUUUUAAGUGCAAGCUAUUCCCUUAAGAAGAAAUAUAGUUCCCCUGUAAUGUCUUUUCUUUAUCUCCCACACGUGGGGCACUUCUGAAUUAUGGUAUGGGAUGAUGUGUGUGUUACAGUAGAGUGAAUAGAUUUCUGUAGUACCAGAGGUAACACCAGAGCCAAUGUUCUGCCUUAGCUAUAAAGAGUAAAAUGGGAAAUAGCUUGUAAAAUGCAUGCUAGAUAUAGGGUUAACAUAAACAUAAGUGACAUUUGGGGGAAGAAGUGUAGAACAGCUUAUGACUGGUAAGGCAGGAUUCGCUUAAUUUUCCAAAGGAAUCACUACACUUAAAGGGAAAGCACAGCACGGGCAGCUAGAGUAACUACAGAACUAUGACUCUCAGUGUUCAGUAACUACUUCCUUUGAGCAGACUGUAGAUGCACAUCUGUGAGACACAACUCUUCAUUUGUUACAUGCUCACAGACUUUAAUAGUGGUCUUGCCAUCUAAUUAGUAUGCUCUUUCCACUGCAACUCUGUAAAUGUGGGGCUGCCCCCACUUUGCCAUCUUAUCCCCACGACCUGACUUACUUAGCCUCUGUAACCUUAAUAGGAAAAAAAAAAAAGGACAAAAGAAAAGCUGAGAAUCAGGUCUAUAACUGAGUUUCUUGGCUUUUCUAGGGCUUUAAAUUCAGAAGGGUUUAUAUUGCUGGAAGAACAAUGAAACCCCUUGCAUUUUAACCAAUACUUAGUUUCUUCUUUCUAAUUCCUCUUCAGUAUUAGAGGUAUUUCCUCUACAUUGCAAGUUCCCCAUGUUGAGAAGAAUUAAUCUAAUAGUUAUACUUACUCCAUUAAGUAAGCUUUUUUAGUUCUGCUGGCCACAAACUCCUGAAGAUCUUGUUAUAGUUUAGUUUCUACCUACUAGGAAUCAGCUUGAGCUAAAUCAGAAUAAACUAGACUUACAUUAGAAAUCCUAGUCUGCGCAGCCUCUUGUACUGGCUUUACUACAGCAAACAAAAGAAUUUAUACUCAGAUCAGCCUGAUUUUGCAAGUGGAGAAACUUCAUAGUCAAUGAAAGUAAUGGACUGACAGUAUUGGCUAAUUCCCAGUAGGCAUUAGGCCACUGCUCAUGCUCCCAGUGCACCCGAUGUUGACACGUUUUAUGCCUCACUCCCAGUCCUGGCAUCCCUUCAGCAGAGACUGCCUCUUGCAAGUGUACUGUGCCAAACCAUGCGGUAAUCUGCAAAGCGUAACCCAUGGGGACUCAAAAAUGGAACCAGACACAAAUCCCCUUUUUGAUAAAAUUAGGAAUUCAAGUUUACAGCAUCAGAGACUUCAGUGUACUACCCCAGUGCACCAUCAUUUUCCCAAUUUGUACGUUUCUCUUUAUACAGAGGGUGCACAUAAGUGCAAUGUGUUUUUCUCGUUUCUUAUCUUUCAUUCCAAUUCAGAAAGACUUGUACCUGAAACAAUGCUUUUAAUCCUAUUUUCUACCUUGCUUGUAUUUUAUUAGCCUUUUUAAAAAAGAAAAAACAAACAGUAUCAAUAGCAAUUUGUGUGCUGUCCAGCAGCUAUUUCUCAGUAGUAAGAUUAAAUAUAAGGUACAGUAUUUUUAAUAGCUUUCCUAACAAUGUAAAUUACAAUUUGAUAUCAGUUUCACUCAGCAUCAGUUGCAGGAGCUGAAUUUGACACUGUGUGGGAAAUAAUCAUAAAACUACUGCCAAACAACGUUACCUUAUUUACAGUAAAACUACCAUUGUCUAAAUUACUUCUAAAUUAGUUCUAUGGCUUUGUGCUGACUAAAAACAAGGCGCUUUUGUCAACUUUUUGAGAUAUGUUGAGGAAUAUUUUUUCAAGUUUGAGGUAAACUGUUUUAGAUUUUGAUGUUCUGAAGUUUUUCAGUGAUCAAGAAAUGGACAGUUGUAAAAUGUUCUCUUUAAACUGUGCACAUACAUUUAGCCAGUCUAGGUAGUUCUUACCGAUUUACUGUCUUACAGAUCUAACUUUGCAAGAGACUGAUGGUGGGAGGUACAGCUUCGUGGCACCACUGUACAGAUGCUCCUUGUUUUUUUGCAUUGAUCCUGUGCCUUCUGAUGCCUUGAUACGCUUGCAGGAGUUAGAGAGCAUAUGUACCAGUAAACUGUAAAGAACAGGCUUUUUUUUCCCAGAAGAGUAACAUCCUGGAGAAAAAUGAGUUUGUCUACACUACUACUACAGUUCCAUAUCCUAUCUCACAAAGAAUCAUUCAGACAAUGACUGUGCUGGCAGGAUAUCAAUCAUUACAAGCCUUAGACAGAUAUUAUGUAAUAGCAUAUUUGCAUACAAAAAAAGAAAAAAGAAAAAAAAAGGCAGAACAUGCCCAGGAAAUUAAAGCCUGGAUAGCUUUUUUAGAUGUCAAUCCUACCUUGCUGAAGGACAGCAUGACCCAAUUUAUUAGUAGGAUGUUAUUUAUAAGAAAUCUGAGUUAAGCUUACUCUACUGCUGCUUACCCUGCUUUGUACAGGAGUUUUAGGUAUCUUCAAGAAGUGGGUGAUAAUGCUAUAAUUGGUUUAAUAACUGCCACUCAACAUGGAUACUGUAGAUGAUAUGUCAUCUGUUUUUAUAAAAGCUAGAUAACAUCUUCUGUUUCUCAUGUUCAAUUUGCAUUUUACAACAGCAGUUCUAGAACAAGUGAACAAAAGACAUGAAUGAGGACAGCUGAAAACUAAGAACUUUCAGAAGAUUCAAGGAUGUCAGGUCGUUACAAAGUUGGUACCUUUAGAUUACU
Cygnus olor (mute swan) is the source of this 5996-nucleotide messenger RNA. It is a transcript of the gene SMPD3, whose product is annotated as sphingomyelin phosphodiesterase 3. The coding region runs from base 461 to 2449 and encodes 662 amino acids. Gene Ontology annotation, cellular component: cytoplasm; extracellular region. The record is from RefSeq and is a predicted model, not a curated record. Gene Ontology annotation, molecular function: sphingomyelin phosphodiesterase activity. NCBI's taxonomy places the organism in Eukaryota, Metazoa, Chordata, Aves, Anseriformes, Anatidae. Gene Ontology annotation, biological process: sphingomyelin metabolic process. The transcript has 8 exons.